CACUGUAACUCAGCUGAACUCCCAUCUCCUGCCAACAUGACCUACAGCUGCUGUUCUGGAAACUUCUCCUCCCGCUCCCUUGGGGGCUACCUGCGCUACCCAAGCUCCUCCUGUGGCUCUUCCUCCCCCAGCAACCUGGUCUACCGCACUGACCUCUGCUCUCCCAGCACCUGCCAGCUGGGCUCCUCCCUCUACAGCGGCUGUCAGGAGACCUCCUGUGAGCCCACCAGCUGCGUGGGCUGCGUGGUGUCCAGCCCCUGCCAGACGUCCUGCUCCUGCCCAAGGACCUCUGUGCUUUGUAGUCCCUGCAGGUCAAUUUACACUGGAUCUCUGGACUGUGGAUCCAUCAGAGGCUACUGCCUGGGGUAUGGACCUAGAAGUUCCUACUCCCUGGGCUGUGAAUUCCAGGGCUUUGGAUCCCUGGGUUAUGGAGUCUAUGGGUUCCCUUCCCUGGGCUAUGGGUCCAGCGUCUACUGCCCUACCUACCUGGCUUCUAAGAGCAGCCAAACUUCCUAUUGCCAACCAACCUGUAGAUCUGGUUUCUACCACCAACCAACUUGUUAA
This is a messenger RNA of Lynx canadensis (Canada lynx), 564 nucleotides long. Its product is annotated as keratin-associated protein 13-1-like. The record is from RefSeq and is a predicted model, not a curated record. The transcript has a single exon. NCBI's taxonomy places the organism in Eukaryota, Metazoa, Chordata, Mammalia, Carnivora, Felidae. The coding region runs from base 37 to 564 and encodes 175 amino acids.